UUAGUACACAUUAUCCAAGAGGUCACAAACUGGACCAGAAAGCCAGUAGUGUUGCUGAAGGCGCCGGCUACAUCUGAUAAAAGCAAGCAGAAGUCAAUGAACGACACUGAGAAGAAAGGUGACGAGUCAAAAGUGAGAAGGAAACGGAAAUCACAAGAAGAAGCAAAAGAAGAUGAAAAUCUGGCAAAGAGGAUCAUGACUGAAGGAGGUGACAUCGAGAGAAACGAAAGGCAACAAGGAGACCUUCAAAAGUUUCAGGAUGGUAGGGCUGAAUUAGCACUUGUAGUUCGUUUACCUGAUUUUCAAGUCAUAAAUUUCGCUACUUUGGAAAUUCUGCGGUAUUCCUAGUUUAUAAACACUGCCUUGUUUAUACAACGAAAAACGCUCACUUGGUGCAUUCGCUAUGCAAAGAUAGUUUCUUUUAAAUUCCGGCUAAAAACUGUAUUAUUAUCACUUUGAUGGGCAUUGUGGCGCAUUUUGCGUGCUAAAAAAAAGAAUUCGCCGGGCUAAAAUGUAUUUUUAAAAAUAAACCAAGACAACCAAUCUUCGCGCCGUCUUCUUGUAGCGUUGGUAAAAGAAACCGUGGAGCUAUUUUUAAAGCCCAAAUCAUGGCUGAAAACACAGAAAACAACAAAAAAUUUGUAAAUUCUCAAUCUUCUCAGGUAGGGAAGAAGAUCUUAAAAAGUUAGAUGCUGAUUCCAUGGCCGAUAGCGAAGUGCAUCUAAGUUUUGCGGAUUCAAGAAAAACAAACUCUGUUUAACCAAUUAUGCCAAACUGUCAGUCUUGCAAUUGCACAAUUACUUGCAAUACUUACAAAUAAGUUAAUCCAUUUUUUCUUUCACGUCUUUUACGAUUCUUCACAACACACAUAGGGGAAGAUUUUGUAAUUUUUAGCCAGCUUUGGUAUCAACCAAAGCUGGCUAGCUUUUAGCAUUGGUAUUUUCAUUGUGCGAAAAUAAGAGCCCGGCAUUCAAGUUAUAAACGCUCGCUGUCAAGUUUUUUUUUUUUUUUUUUUUUUCAGUUUUUUUUUUCUCAAUACCCUCCAAAGUGAUAAUGAUAGUAAUAGAGUUUAUGGGUUUCUCAUUGUAGGGGCAGGGCAAAACCUAGGGACAAUUCAAAAGAAACUGAAGCAUCGGAUUUUUUUUUCAGCUCUGAAGGAUAUGAAUGGCAGUGUUGCACUAAGCGAAGUGCAAAUCAAGUGUGGCAUAUGUUCAAAAAGCUAUGCUUGUCGUCACACAGACAGGACAUUUAAUGGAAAAGUCAGCUACUUCAAAGCGAGUAAGUAAUGAUCACUUAUCUUUACAUAUUUUAUCAGACAUGAUAAAUUAGCGUUCGUGACAGUCUUGCCUGUUAAGUCCUUUAACUAUUUUAAUAUAUAUUUUGUAUUUUUUUUCACACUUGAAAAUGACCUCAUAGAGGUCGAAACGUGACUUUUUAGCGUUAAUUUUUAUAAAAUUUAUGAAAUUACUCAUCCACAAUUGACGAAAAGUAGCUAAACUUAGAGAGAUAAGAGACGAAUAAUCAUCAUCAAAGAAUUACAAUGGGAGCACUUAUUGAAAAACGUCAACGAGACGACUUUUUUUAAUACUGAAAGGUUAAAAGCGGCUGGAAACCGAGAGAGGGAUGCUUAGAGCAUGGAAAUUCGUGAUAUCUAAACUAAAUACUUAAAUAAUUACAGACCACUUCAACAAGUAUCUAAGCAGAAAGAACAAGAAUGAUGCCACUCUUAAGAGUCAAGGUCGCAUGGAUGCAUUUCUGAUGAAAGCCAGUAACUCGAUAUCAUCCAAACAAAAGGCAGGAUAUAUUGCUAACAAUGAGGCAGACAUGAGCAAAGAGGACUUUGACGGCGCAGAUGCCACAUUGGCAGAGAAGUAA
Messenger RNA from Pocillopora meandrina, 1875 nucleotides. The record is from the annotation of a GenBank genome assembly. Lineage: Eukaryota; Metazoa; Cnidaria; Anthozoa; Scleractinia; Pocilloporidae.